ACCGAUUUCAAGAACCACGGACGCUCCACUCGGCCCCUGCUAGGUGGCGUGUGCUGCAAUUAAGUAACGGGCAGAGACACCUCACAGGCAACCAAACCAAACCGAAAACAACAAUGAGCAACUACCGCAUCCCAGCCAGCAUAUAUUAAACAAGAAACGAGCAACUAACCACAGCAGUAAAACCAAAAAAAAAAACAAUAUCCCAACUGGGCUGUUUCGUACAUACAUAACUCGACGACCAGGAGACAGCAAGCCAAGAGCCAGAGAAUCGGAAAAGCGCAGCUAGCAUCCAUCAAUUAGCACCGUUCGGAUGGCUUCUCUCCAUAAGAUGUAAUACAAAAGUUAACAAAUAAUCCACAAAUUAAGGACUCAAGGCGUGUUCACUGGAUGCGUCAGACAUUUGAUUAAAGUGCAAGCCCUUCCAAAAGCCCGUUAUUAAUGGAAACGUUUUGAGAAAACGUGCUCGGAUUGCCAAAACCAAGGAGAAUCGACAAAUGCACCACCAAAAGGGGAGAAAACCAAAAAUAUUUUGGUAGAACCGUUGCCAAAUAAAGAGUCGAGGACAACAAUUGGAAAAAAGACACCCUACAUAUACCACACCAUAUGUACAUAAUCUAAAACUCGGAUAUGCCUUGUAAAUACAGCAUAAAUAUUUAGGAUCUAGGCAACUACGCUUAUUACGACAACUGAAAGCAGGAGAAGGGAACACACCUUUUCGAAUUUCAAACAAACACGAUUCUCAUUCUAGUCGCGAAACUCUAACAAUUACAGAUAUUCGCCAAACGGUGAGACACAAAAACAUUAACUAAACAAUAACAAACCUCCCCCACCAAAAAUAACAAACCAAGCAAACAAGCAGACAAGCAAACAAGCAAAUAUAUAUCUUUAUUAAAAUACGAAAGCAAGAAAAUAUUAAAAAAAAAAAAUUGAGUAUCGAACAAAACCAAAACGAUAGCAACAGAAACAACAAGAGAAACAGCGAAUCAAUCCAAAUUACCUAAAAAGUGCGAAUGAUCUACGAAGACCAUCUGACAAGCAGCCCUCAUCUACGAAACGCAGCCUGAGCUGUAUACCUCCUCUUCAAGGGCACACGAUCCGUAGACGGACCAGCAAAGAUAACGCUAUCCGGGCCCAGAGUCCCCAGAGUCAAGAGCGUGGAAAGAGGAGACCCGAGGGCUCGUCCAAGGGGUCAAGAUGCAUAUUGAAAUCCAGGUGGCCCUGAACUUCGUCAUAUCCUAUCUCUACAACAAGUUGCCGCGCAGACGUGUAAAUAUAUUCGGCGAGGAGCUAGAGAAGGCCUUGCGCGACAAGUUCCAGGGUCACUGGUACCCGGAAAAGCCCUUUAAGGGCUCUGCCUAUCGCUGCUUGAAGACUGGCGAUCCCAUCGAUUCGGUUCUGGAACGUGCGGCCCGGGAGAGCGGAGUGCCGAUAGGGGACAUCCUUGAAAACUUGCCAAACGAACUGUCCGUCUGGAUCGAUCCCGGAGAGGUUUCAUUCCGCGUUGGCGAAAAGGGAGCAGUUAAGAUACUCUACACUGAGAACAAUGAGAACCACGAGGACAGCCACUCGGCCGACCGAGAGGUCACCAAGAUGUUUAACCCGGAGGCGCAGUGCUUUCGUCCCAUCGACGCGGUGAACACGACCAUGAACAACCUGAGCCUGAGCCCCAAGGCGCUUCCAUUGGCCCUCCCCCAGGCGGGAUCCUCGCCGCACUCGGCCGCCUCCACCUCGCCCACCUACAAGGGCAGCCCCAAUCCGACGAUCUCCGGCAGCUGCAGCUCCGGCUCCGGAGCGGGCUCCGGAACGGGUUCCGGUUCCGGAUCGGGAUCGAACCUGGGACCCGGUCCGGGUACCGCUCCUGUUGCCGUCCCCGGAAAUCCAGGUGCCACCGCCAACGCCGCUGCAGCGGCCUUCUUGCAACGGGGCGCCCAGGCGCCCUUGACCUUCACCACGGCCACCUUUGCACAGACCAAGUUCGGCAGCACCAAGCUGAAGACCAGCUCCAAGCGCACUAACAGCAGCGCCUACCGCAUGUCGCCCACUGAGUUCUCCAACUACAUAAAGCAGCGUGCGAUGCAGCAGCAGAUGCACCAUGGCCACGGGGUCGUAUCUACCGGCGGAGGCUCGUCGGUAUCGGGGGCGUUUGGCGGUCUGGAUGCCGUGUCGCCGGCGCGUUCUCUAUCACCAAAUCCUAUGUCGCUGGGCGGCAAUCAGAGUCAGAAUCAGGUUGGAGGUGCCAAUGCCACCGGAACGUCCGCAGAUCCAUUCUACUAUCCCAACAUGGCGAUUGGCCUGUAUCCGCAAUUCGGCAAUCCCCGUAGCCUCUUCGAGUCGCACUUCAGUGCCACGGACUCGCUGGGACUCUAUGUGGGCGGUGCUGGAGUCACCGCACCCGGGGUGGGAGCCGCCGGGGCAGCCAAUGCUGGAAAUGGAGUGGCCAACAAGUACAGUACUUACCUGGAGCCGUGCUACUAUGGAGCCAACAAUGGCCAACAGCAUCCACGAGUCAAUGGAAUGGAUCGUUCAGCUGGUGGCGAGAACUGCUUUGGCCUGAACGUGGACUGCGGGAUGCCCAUGGAGGAUUCAUCGACAUCCUCGUCGGCGGCGGCUGCUGCUGCUGCUGCCGUGGCCGUUGCCGUUGCCAUUGCCGGGGACUCUUCCGACGAGAACAGUCCCCUGGGAACGCCCACUGUGGGCGUGGUGGCAGCGGUGGCACAGACAACAACGGAAACCACAACGACAACGGGCACAGCAACAAACAAUCCUUCUCCCACUAGCACCAACAACCAGCAGGCACAGCAACCACAACAGCAACAACAGCAAGCGGCCCAGGAACAACCGUCCUCAUCCUCGGGAAACAACAACAACAACAACAAACUGAUUGAUGGCAUUAGCUCUUUCUACGGCAGCGGAUCAUCGUAUCAGCAACUGUUGGUUGCCAACUAGAAGAGUUCCCCCGCAACUAGUCACCAGAAAGAAGAGGAUCCACCGUAGUUCUAAUAUCUCGAUAAGGUGGCCCCAUCUUCAGGUAGAUGCAGCCAGCUAGCUAGGUAUAUAUAGAGAGAUAGAAAGAGAGAGAACUUUUCGGGUCAUGGCCAGCCGGAUGGUCCUUCAAGAGUGAGACCAGAGACGUAGGACAGCGGGACAGGAAACGUAGCGAUAUGGAUGGGCAGAUAGAUAGUAAAACCAGCGUCAUCAUCGUCGUGAGAGGAGAAGGGGAAAGUAUACCCAUGGAAACGAACAAGAAGAACAUGUUUUGCCCUUUCGGAUAGUAUUGUAACAAGUGUCCUUGCUAUGAAAAACAGCCACAUGGGAUGCAUAUCUGUCUCUAUAAGAACGAUUCGAUACGAUGUAGACGACACCAAACAAGACACCCAUGUAAACACGAAAUACAGCAAGAUAAAAGCACACAUCCCAGUGUAUAAGAAGCUGUCUGCACGAUGUAUAUACAAAUGCAUAUAUAUGUGCGAGUGGAGUGGGCCGAGUGGGGCCUCUAAUUGUGGAUAUGUACGCGUUGUAUAUACAGAUACAGACCAGCCAUAAAUAAUACUUAUUUUGUUAUUAAAUUCAGCAUAGACAGCAAAGUGAAGUUUCUUUCUGGUAUCAGAAGCAACACUAGCAUAAAUACUGCAAAAUAUUGAGUGUACAAGAGGUGUAGCCCUAGGCACAUGCAUAUAUGUAUGCUGCACUCCCAAGCAAAUGAUAAAAAUCAACCAAAACAAACCGAUAAGCAACCAGAAAUAAUACCACAAAUAUAUAUAUAUAUAUAUCAAUAUGAGUAUAUAUGAAAAAAGGACAACUAGCAUGUCCCAACUAAUUGUUUUUACUUGUUAAUACAUAUAAUUAUAAAUAUAUUUAAUUAUCCAUCUUAGGAUCAACUUUUACAUUAAGUUUUUAAUUAGUUGUAAACUAAAGAUAAGAUCAUUUUUGUAGAUCAAGUUGCUAAAGAGGAAGGAAAACGAACACGUACAUUGUUGAUAAAUUAGAGAUGCAACUUGCAUACCCCGAGCAUCCUGACCUGUGAGGAAAGUUUUUGCAGAGUAGAAAGUCCUUCUUCCAAUUCUUUGUAUUUUUAUAAACUGUUAUAUUAACUUUUGUAUACAUCAUAGAGCUAACUUGCCAGGAGAGUUAGCUAAAUGUAUUCACCUGCAAUACCAUACGAAAUAUACACAAGAAAUCUUAAAAUUUUCAUACUAUCAAAAACAGUGUUUCGAAAGCUUUUGUAAAUAACAUUGAAGUUGGCUGUAGUACAGAUACCAACUCCUGGUAAGUUAUUGUUUAUCUAAAACCAGAGAAUCAGAGAAACAGACAGAACUAAGUCAACACAAAAUUAGCCUCUCAAAAGUAAAUAUCUUACAUUUGCGUUAAAUAUGGUUUUGAAAUUUAGAAACACUUUAAAAGGGUCAAGAAAAUAUUUGCAUUGAAAGCAUCUCAAACAGAUUUCGGGUUGCUUUUUGGUUGUUAUCGAUUUCUGGAAUACCCCACAUAGACUGGAAAACUGUAAAAGAAAAGAAACCAAACAUUUUGCUCAAAAGAUUAGACAUAAAGUAAGAAACCUGCUCUCAAAAGUAAACAUUCUAAGCGACUUUAAGGGACAUAAAGUAAAUAAUAACAACUUAUGUAAUGGUGGAUAGUAAUAUUAUAACGGCACGCCCAUUCAAAAUGUAAUAUUUAUAAAAAUCGAAGAGUAGGAAAAAGGACUAUUUAUGAUUUCAGUAAAGUUUAGUAGCGUUAAGAAAUGUGACAUUGUCCAAACGAUUUCUAAGGAACCGUAUAAAACUCGAUUAUCGAUUAGUUGGUACCAUAACUACUACUCUGUCUGAUGCAUAUAAAGGUAUAAGCCUCCAAGUCCUGAGUUAACUUUUAACUUAAACAAAUUGCCCCAAAAACCUUUGUUAUCGGUCGUUCGACUAUAUUGAGAAAGAGGUAGUUAAACCAGAUAUAUUAUAAUAGGUACUCGUAUGAUUUUAUUGAUAGUGCCAAGGUUGUCGGGUCACUGCUAGUUUUUUUACCCCUAGAUAAAUGUUAUGCAAGUAAUGCAAAAAACCCAAAAAAAAAAAUAAUACAAUUGAAGAAAAUUUAUAUUUUCGUUAUGUGUUGAAUUGUAUGUAUUACCAUCUGACUUCAUAUUUUUUUGUACAUAUAUAUCUAUUUUUAUAUGAACAUUUGUAAUUUUUAUAAAUCGAGUACAGUAAAAAAUUUUAUACUUUUUAUAUGGGCUUAUGUGAAAAAACCUUGUGCUAUAUGAAUGCUUACUUUAAUUAAAGCGAGGAAAUGAAAACGAGAAACCAAGAGAGCAUUUUUGUUUAUCUGUUUUAAAACCCAAACGAAACACAAGUUGAUGUACAUAAUGCAUUCUAGUUUCACUUCUCUAAUAUGUGUUGUUUAAUGGAUGUACAGUGCUUCUAGAAUACUACAAAAAUAUAUAUUUAUGACAAACACGAAACCACAAACAGUUCAGUAAGCAAGGGAGUUCUCUCCACAUUGAUCUAUUUGUAAUUUAUGCAAACGGUUUUUGUUCAUUUUUUUGUAUUGCCCAGUCAAAAACGGAAAGAAAACCGAUGAUUUUCGGCCUUUUGAAGAACGUAUUCGAAUAUGUACCUACACAUCCGACAGAUGUGUGCAUCUAAACCUACCACUGAAAGCAGAAAUUUAACGAAACAUUUAAGUACCUUAACGAAGCUUCUAAUUACAGCUACUGUGACCACGAGCGAGAGUCGAAAUCAAGCCAACCCAGCAAGGCAGUGCUAUAUAUCCAUCGUAGCUCCUGCUUCUUCUCCAAGCCAGGGACUACGAGUCCCCGGUGGCGCGGGUCUAUAGCUUUUGUAUUCUGAUCAUAGUAGCGCAUAAGUACCUACAGACAAAACGGGCGUACACCAUUUGACACUGCACACAUUAAGGAUUAUGCACGUUUUUUUCCUAGAUAUAUUAGAGUGUACUUGAAUUGAACAAAACAGAAGAGGAAAACCAAAAAUACUAAACAGAAAACCAGAAAUUUUGUACUUUUAUAUAUAUGAUGAGUAUAUAUAUAUUCGUAUACAAGUAUACAUAUGAAUGCCCCCAAAUGGUUCAACUCAACGGAUUCUCAAUGUAUUUUUUGUAUGUCUCAGAACGAAGCAAAGGCAGAAGGCCCACAACCAUAAUGUUAGCACUUGUCUCACAGGCCAUAUUCUAUAAGUAGGCGUAUGGCACAAAUAUAGGCCCCAAGUGUAUGCAUCUGCCAAUCUAUCUUACCUGAAUCUGAAUCUGAAUCUGAAUCGUAGAGGGAAGGGGCUAGGAAACGGGAUACGGAAAGAUAGGAUCGUGUGAGAACACUGGAUGAUGGCUUGCUUGUAAAACCUAUUCUAUUGUGAUUGUGAUAACCAUGUAAGGCCCGGGCGAGGAUCGAGACGCGGAGGAGUGCGUAGAAGGCGAUGUAGCGAUGGCAGAAUAUCCAUAUGUAUAUAUAGUCUAUGUAUAAGUGGGAAAAUUCAAAUAAAGUAACCGCCUAAUCAUCGAUGUCCACCAAACUUAAAUUUUAACUCGAUCGAGAUGAAAUUGUGUCCGACCGAUCUAAUAAGCAAAAACGAACCAUUACGGUAGAUACACAAAUAUACAAAGGCAUAUUUUACAAUAUGAAGUCAGCAAGAGGAAGUAAACCACAGCAAGCCACAUUUUAAUACACACUUCAAGAAAAAAGCAACCGGUGUAGAAAGAACUCACUAACUAAAGCAAAGAGGGACAUUGGACAACCGAAAGAUAGAUGUAAUACAGCUUUUUAUACCUCAGAUAUGUUUCUAUAUGUGUGUAAAUGUACGAAGAGAUAUCUCACGCAAUGCUAAGUAACAAGAAGCCGCAGAAUCGAGUACAUCUAAGCCCACUUGUCGUCGAUGAUAUGAGGUUCACGCGUACAGAUAUUUUGAUAGGUAGUUAGAUGACAACAAAACUCAUUUACGAAUGUAACUUUUAUAUAUUUUUUUAGGUAACUUGUUUUAUCGAUACGCAAUUUCCAAACAUAAAUCUAAAUGUGCAUUAAACCAGACUCUUAAAGAUAGUAUUUCCGGGACACGGUUAGUGGACAGCUCUGGAUGUUAUUAUAUAUAUAUAUGAGAACUACGAGAUAUAUGUCACUUUGAAUCAUAAGUGUUAUAUUCUUUCCAUGUUAUCGGGCUUAAAAAUGAAAAAAACCACGUUUAUAAGAUACAAGAUAUUUUCUCAUGCGUGUCUAGAUUUUACAUAAGUGCAUAUAUUCCUAACUCAACACCAACAGAACGAAGCGGAUAUGAAAUGUUAUGUGAUCUGAGUUCCGUAGUUAUCCUUUGUUAGCCAAGGCAUGUGUGUAUAUAGGGCAGCAGCACCGUGAAAUAUAUAUGCCCGAGCGAAGGCUGCAUAUGUCUUAAAUUGCAAUUGAAAUGCGUUCUGGUGCGAACCAGCAAAUCGGCAAGAGAAAGUAAUUAAAUUAAUGCAUAUCAGUGAUUACAAUAACGAUGUACAUACAUGCAAAACAAUAAAAGCGAGGAAGAGUAAAUAAUGUCUAUGCGUGACCCCAGUGGCACACAGAAACGUGUAUGUAUAUUUAUUCUUAGUACCGAAAUAUUCAAUCAAUUUAACAAAACCCUCUACGUGUGUGGACAUAUGUAAGCAUAGUGGUAAAUAAUAUAAAAUGUAUGUACUAUGUAUAGUAACAAAUAUAACUUCCAUAUGAGUAUUUUUCGUAUUACCUUUAGUAGAAUAAAGAUUAUCGUAUAAUUAAAGCGCAUUGUUUAUAAACGA
Messenger RNA from Drosophila biarmipes, 7752 nucleotides. RefSeq names its product putative per-hexamer repeat protein 5 (gene Tob). Gene Ontology annotation, molecular function: transcription corepressor activity. Gene Ontology annotation, cellular component: nucleus; cytoplasm. NCBI's taxonomy places the organism in Eukaryota, Metazoa, Arthropoda, Insecta, Diptera, Drosophilidae. The transcript has 6 exons. The record is from RefSeq and is a predicted model, not a curated record. The coding region runs from base 1195 to 2946 and encodes 583 amino acids. Gene Ontology annotation, biological process: regulation of gene expression.